CUCAAGGCUUUUCAUUCUUCUCUCUUCUUGUUUUCCACAUCUCAACUUAUAUCAAUACAUUGUGUUUUUCCAUUAAAAAAAAAACACCCCACUAGGCAGAUAUGGCUGAUACAGCAAAAUAUACACCAAUUAAUGGUGGAAAAACUCUGAUUACAGACCUGAAAACUCACUUCUCUUUUCUUAAAACCAAAAGAACUGUUACUUGUGCAUAUGGGUUCAUGUUUGUUUUCAUUCUUGUUACUUUUUUCUUGGCUUUUAGUCCUUCACCCAACUCUUCUUCUCCUUGGUUCACAAAUAUCUUCUCUUUAAGCAGUAGUAGUACUAGUACUAGUAGUGGAAGUACUUUUUCUGAUGAAUCUUCUAGAUCUCACUUCUCUUCAGUUUAUUCUUACUUUUUCCCCAAUUCCUCACAGCAACUUCAAAAUUUCACUAACCCCAGAUCCCAAAACUCCAAUUUUGAGCCUCUAAACAAUGAUUCAGAUGAUAAAGGUGAAGUCUUGGAAAGCCCCUUGAAGCCUUCUGUGAAUGUGUCAGCAGUAGCACCAGUAUCUUCAUCUGGGUUGAAUCAAGAAUCAUCAAGUGUGAAGGAUCAGUCUAAAAGUAAGGAUUUUGAUGAUAAAAAUGGAGUCUUGAAAAACCCCUUGAAGCCAUCUGUGAAUGUGUCAGCAGUAGGAUCAAUAUCUCCAUCUGGGUUGGAUCAAGAAUCAUCAAGUGUGAAGAAUCAGUCAAAAAGUAAGGAUUUUGAUGAUAAAAAUGGAGUCUUGGAAAGCCCCUCAAAGCCUACUGUGAAUGUAUCAGUAGUGGCAGCAAAAUCCUCUUCUGAGUUGAAUCAAGAAUCAUCAAGUGUAAAGAAUCAGCCUAAAAGCAAAGAUUUUGAUGAUAAAGUUGGAAACUUGAAGGCAAAUCAGAGUAAAAAUCCAUUGGAAAAGUCAUCAGCAAGUGUCAAUCAGACAGCAAAAUCUGGUAGUGAGAGUAAAGAGAAGGGAAUUGCAGAAAAGGGAGUGAAGGGUAAUUUCACUUCCUCAUUUGUGAAAAGCCAGAGUGAUGGAACAAAUUUAGAUGUGUCUGCAAAGAAGAAGAAGGAUGAAGAUUUGGUUAAGUCUUUAUUGAGUUGUGAUUUUUUUGAUGGGAAUUGGGUGAAAGAUGAGUCUUAUCCUUUGUAUAAACCUGGUUCUUGUUCUCUGAUUGAUGAACAAUUUAACUGUUUUCUCAAUGGUAGACCUGAUAAUAAUCACAUGAAGAUGAAAUGGAAGCCCAAUGCUUGUACUCUUCCAAGAUUGAAUGGAACUCAUAUGCUGGAAUUGUUGAGAGGAAAGCGAUUAGUAUUUGUCGGUGAUUCGCUCAAUAGGAACAUGUGGGAAUCCCUUGUUUGCAUUCUUAGAAACUCUGUCAAAGAUCAGAAAAAAGUUUAUGAAGAAUCUGGCAGACAACAUUUUAGGACUGAGGCUUCAUAUUCAUUUCUAUUUGAGGAGUAUAAUUUCAGAGUGGAGUUUUUUGUAUCUCCAUUCUUGGUUCAAGAAUGGGAAUAUGCAGAUAAAAAAGGAACAAAGAAGGAAACACUUCGACUUGAUUUGAUCGGACAGUCUGCUGAUAAAUAUAAAAAUGCAGAUAUCUUAAUCUUCAACACCGGCCACUGGUGGACACACGAGAAAACUUCCUUGGGGAAGGACUAUUAUCAAGAAGGAAGUCACGUAUACAACGAAUUAGAUGUUCUUGAGGCAUUUCGAAAAGCUUUAACAACAUGGGGAAGAUGGGUUGAUUCCCAUGUAAAUCCUAAGAAAACAUUUGUUCUCUUCAGAGGUUAUUCUGCGUCUCAUUUUAGCGGCGGACAAUGGAAUUCAGGUGGAGCUUGUGACCAUGAAACAGAACCAAUCAAGAACACAACAUAUCUAACACCAUAUCCAUCAAAGAUGAAUGUAUUAGAAAGAGUUUUAAAAGGGAUGAAAACUCAAGUCUCAUAUCUCAAUAUCACAAGAAUGACUGAUUUUCGAAAAGAUGGUCAUCCAUCAGUGUAUAGGAAACAAAAAUUUACAGUUGAAGAGAAGAAAACACCAUUGUUGUUUCAAGAUUGUAGUCAUUGGUGUCUCCCUGGUGUGCCUGAUGCUUGGAAUGAGUUGCUAUAUGCCAAGAUUUUAGUAAAUCAACAUCAAAAACAACAAGACGACAAGAAGUCGUAGAGGGUCGGGCCCAUUAUUCAUCGAGUGUCACACUAGUAAGCCUCAUUGACCCUCAGGAAUUUCUCGAUUAUAUAUACAAGAAUAUGGGAGAGUAUGUUUAUAGACUAUAUACGCGAGAGUUGAGAAGCUUCCCUCAUUCUUUUCGUGAAGGGGUGCCUUGGAGCAACAAUAAUGUUGUCUUCAUGUAAUCUAUGCAUUAUUGGUUCGAGCUGUGUAAUCAAUUACUGAUGCUUAUGUCAAGGUAGACUAUCUAUAUCACAUCAUGUAAAUUAUAUUCUUAAAUUAUUUACAUUAUUUAUUAUGAAUAAUUUAUAGAAUCAUAAGAUUAAUCGUGCUUGGGAUCA
Solanum verrucosum is the source of this 2521-nucleotide messenger RNA. RefSeq names its product protein trichome birefringence. Gene Ontology annotation, cellular component: Golgi apparatus. Bases 102 to 2177 code for a protein of 691 amino acids. Gene Ontology annotation, molecular function: O-acetyltransferase activity. The transcript has 5 exons. NCBI's taxonomy places the organism in Eukaryota, Viridiplantae, Streptophyta, Magnoliopsida, Solanales, Solanaceae. The record is from RefSeq and is a predicted model, not a curated record.